GAAGAGGAAGAAAGGAGGUCUCUUGCUAGAACCAGAUGAGAAAGAGGAAGAAAAGGCCCAACAGAAUGAAGAGGAGGAGGAAGAGGAAGUGGAUAAUGUAGAGCUGGUGGAAAGAAACAGAGAAGAAGAAGAAAAAAAGAAAGAGGAUGCUCUCUGGGCCAGUUUCCUUAGUGAUGUGGGACAGAAACCCAAAGCGGUGGCUGCCACACAAGUGACUCAAGCAAAGAAGGCUGAAGAAGAGAAGGGUGGGCAGAAGCUUCAGGAGAAGCCAAAAGAGUCUGAGAAGCCAAAAGAUUCAGGAAAAGUGACAAUCACCAAAGUGUUCGAUUUCGCUGGUGAGGAGGUCAGAGUGACUAAAGAAGUAGACUCUACCUCAAAAGAAGCUAAAUCUUUUCUGAAGCAGCAAGAGAAAUGGCAGUCAGCAGCUCCAGCUUCCCUCCCUACAGUCUCUGGGUGA
Molecule: messenger RNA, 457 nt
Organism: Leptosomus discolor (cuckoo roller)
Lineage: Eukaryota; Metazoa; Chordata; Aves; Leptosomiformes; Leptosomidae
Source: RefSeq, a predicted model, not a curated record